CUGGGCACUGAGGCUCUGCCCCGACGGACGCCUGCGCCCGCCUGGCUCCCCACUGCCAAAGGUGAGGAGGGGGACUUCUGCCUGCGCUCGUCGGACUGCGCGGCCGGGCUGUGCUGUGCCCGGCACUUCUGGUCCAAAAUCUGCAAACCGGUGCUUCGGGAAGGGCAGGUGUGUACCCGGCACCGACGGAAAGGUACCCACGGCCUGGAGAUCUUCCAGCGGUGCCAGUGCGCCGAGGGGUUGGCAUGUCGCCUCCAGCGGGAGCACGGCCCCGCCGACGCCUCUCGCCUGCACACCUGCCAGCGGCACUGA
Tauraco erythrolophus (red-crested turaco) is the source of this 312-nucleotide messenger RNA. The record is from RefSeq and is a predicted model, not a curated record. Lineage: Eukaryota; Metazoa; Chordata; Aves; Musophagiformes; Musophagidae.